AUGGCAGAUCACAUCAUCGUUAUCGAUGAAGACAACGAGAACGAAAUUCCGCCUCCAGCACGGGCAUACUGGCAUCAACCAGCACUGGCACCAAGGCGCCAGCGUGACGACCAAGUCAAUCUGUCUAAUGCUGCAAUCCGAGAAAGACUGCAAUAUAGCAGAAAUCGGGGGCCCAACAUCACUAUUGCCAUUCCUGAAAACCUCACGCUUCUGAACUAUGUGCACUUUCAACGCUUUUUGGUCAACAUCUUUGACGGGUGGCGGUCAAACGAACCUCUCCCUGAAUUCCCACUGCUACCUGAAUGUCUGUUCAAGGACACACAUAUCAAAGUUGGCGUACUCCAGGAAGACCAUCCCUUUAGCGCUGCGCAAGUCAAGUCCGGAGCUAAUGAACAAAAGCCCGAGCGACGUCCCGGCCAACCCGUAUUGGGCCUGGCGGACAAGAAGAAUGCAGGCUUUAGCCCCAGAUACGCCCGCUUGGAUGAUGGUCACGAUUCUGUCACUAUCCACCUCGAUCUUGGACCCAAAUCCAAGAAGCGUACAGCCGAACAUGGUGAAGGACUAUCAGCUAAGCGGAUGAAAGCCAAACAGCCGGGCAACAAAGCAUUUUGCACCAUAUCCGUCACUGGAAAAUCCGGCCUCAGCGUGAAAUGGAAAGACGAGACAAGCAGCUUCGCUGACCUCGACCAGGUACAACUGAUCGACUACCCAUCCAUUUAG
Fusarium venenatum is the source of this 720-nucleotide messenger RNA. NCBI's taxonomy places the organism in Eukaryota, Fungi, Ascomycota, Sordariomycetes, Hypocreales, Nectriaceae. The record is from RefSeq and is a predicted model, not a curated record.